AUGAUCACAAAAGAAUGCUGGGAAUAUCUUUAUGGCGUAUAAAUUCAGAUUUUCGUCUUGGUUAUACUUUUGAGGACGUAAAAGCUAUUUUUUGCCCAUACAGAGCUAGUGUGGGGUACUUUAUAAAAUAAAUACACACAAAAAAAAUCAAAAUGCCAUUAUGUUGUGCCGAAGACACAAGUAUCAAUUUCAACAUCUUUUUUACAAUUAAUUAAAUGUACUGCUGCUGUUAACGGGUUCCGGAAUUUCGUUUCCUGCACUGGUACAGUCUCUUUAGGAAACAUGCCCAGAUUAGUCUCUGUUGGAGGUUACAGUAAUUAAAGCAAGGUCAAGCGUAUCCCCAUAGAUUGCAUUAAUGAAUCGAUUUUUGGUCAUUUUUUUCUGUUUUUGGUCAGAUUGUAUAUCUUUGUAUCGAUAAAAUUGCUUCAAAGACGUUUACAACAAUUUCAAGGAAACUGAGCUGGUAGAAACUUCAUAACUACCUUACGUGUAAAUUUCUGCUCAUUACGCGUGCAGGAAUGCAGAGAUGAAUCUGAAAUCCACAACUACUAACGGAUUCAACUUUCAAACAAUAAAGGAAGUAAUGGACUCUUGGGUGGGUAGGCUUGGUCUGGCCUGACAAUAAAUUCUAAUUUUCCGAAGACGAUCCCCAUACUUCUCAUAUGAGGGAGCCACCUCCUUUAUUUCAGCAGAAUAACUCUUCUCCUUUUUUUUCAGCGUGUAAGCUCCUGAACCGGACGGGCUAUCUUACUUCAUGUUCGCUUAAUUGUACCACACCGGACACCAGUAGAGUGCAAGGACUGGGUAACUCAAAGUUGUUUUUUUCUUUUUUAAUGCUAGUUUGAAAGUCGAGGCCAAAAUUUUUUGCACUCGUGUUAUUGAGUUUGAAAUAUUUGUGAACAAAACGUAAUAUUUCCGUUAUUGAAGUCUUAAAAGUUCUCUCUUUAACCUUUAAAAACGAAUGUCCUAACUAGACAGUGAACAUUGGUGUCUUAAAAGGAGCCUUAGUGUAUGCGCUACCACUUUCGCAGAAAAACUGACAAGCAACACAGCGCGCAGACUCAUACGCCUGAUAAUGCACCUAGAGCAAGUAUGCAGUGCGUGAACAGGCUCGAAGUGGGAGAUAAAAAGAAAAAAAAGGAAAGAAAAGAAAUGAAAGAAACGUCCAUUUACUCCUUUCCCCACCUCCACCCUCUCACGCUUUUGUUCAAUAAAUCCACCAUGAUUUUUAUUUUCAUACGCGCUUAACGAUCUCUAUAAGGAUAUAAUAGAAUGUUUAUGAACAGGCAAAAAUACACUGUGUACUAGUCUUGACGUCUUCUCAUCUUUGGACCAUUCGUUUUUGAUAUUAUUUUGCAAAACUUCAUUUUGAGACUUACGUUUUUUACCCUUGAAUUUCACCACUGGAUUUCUCUGCUCGCUUGGAUCAAGUAGCCAACAAAAUACUCCACUUACUUGCUGCAAGAACUAAUAACAAUUCAACAAAGAUUUUUUUGCGCGUUAAUUUCCAAGACGAUUAAAUAGUGUAUAGUGAAUUAAAAGAGCUACGGUAGCUUUAAAUUUAGGGGCUGCCCAACAACUUAGCAAAGCCGAUGUGGUGGGGGCUCGGUGAUGUAGUUUGAGGAUGCGCAUUCUUUUCUUUAUCGAUAAGAGCCGAGUGUUAUUUCAUUUUGGUUGCGUUUGCCGAAUAUAUUUUUUUCUAAACCACCCAACCCCGCUGAAGGUCAUACCGGUGUAAAAAAGGAAGAUGAGACAGAUGCAAAUAAGAAAAGACCAAUUUCUCCCUUAUCUAUAUUUGACAGAAUUUUGAAAAAGUAAUGUUUAAGAGUGGCGCAUUUUAUCAAUGAUAAGAAUAUCUUGUUAUCAUCUCAGUAUGGUUUUAAAUCAAAAAUAUAAAAAAUAAAUUAAUUAUAAAAUAAGUAAAUAAAUAAUAACGUGGGCUAAACGAGAUGUCGGCCUAGAAUGCUUUCCCUCGGGAUAAGCCAACCUCGUCCCAAGGGCGCAAGCACGGGAAAAGCGCCCUGGAUACGAGGUUGGUGAUUAGCAUCCUUUGACAGUACUCCUUUCUACCCAUACUGCACUUCAACUGAAACCGCCCCAGUCCCCACUGCUCCCUUACCGCAGAAAUAUCUCAUUUCAAGCUAAUUCGUAUCCAUCCACUCAGACUAUUUUAGUGCAUCUUACAUAAAAAUUUUAUUGACUGACGAGGCUCGAAGAGCGAAAUAUAUUUCAAGGGUUUAAACUUCUAGAACAUUUUUAUUUUUACAUUUUACAUUUCUUAUACGCGCGUCGAGUGUGGUAAAGACAUGAUCUCGUAUCUAUCCAAACACCAUUCCAUUUGUUUAAAAGAACAUUUACUUGACUUGAUAAUGACCAGUUAUAUGAUAUUUAUUGUUUAUAGUUACAUUUUGUUUAUUUUAGCAGUACAACUCCUUUUGAAUUUGAAGUCAAUAAUUACCUGAAGACAUCAAAACGUCAGUACAAAUCGAAAUCACUGAUUUAAUCUCAAUUGUUUUCCUAAAAUUUCCGUUAUGAAUAUUUAAUAACCAAAUUUGCUUUAAGAAAUUGGUACUUAUCCGUAUAAUUAUCAUAAUCUAAUGACGACAUGAUGCAGACCUAGAAAACUUACAACCCUCUCCUAUAGGACGUCAUUUAUACAGCUCGCUCUCUCUACUCCAGUCUAACUUGGGUACGGAAAAAAAAUGUUUCAAUUAAAAUUGAAAUAAAAAGAGCGACGUCUAAGCGAGACCUGAUGUCUAGAUUGCAAAUAUAACUGUUAAGAAACAAUUUCCAAGGGGGACAAUCGAAUUGAAUUGCAGACUUAAUGUCUUGUUUCUGUUUAAUCAACUUUCAGUUGGCUGGCGCAAAGUAAACAAGUGGCCAGUAUGUUUUGAAGCCAAAGGCAGCCGGUUCGGAAGAUUUUACGUCCCACGGGGGAGAUUAGCUGCCAUAAAGCUGGUUCAUCUGUACGGAUACGUGUCCUGUCACGUUCACGGCCCAUCUUUCUGGUCCUACUGGGGCUGUGGCGACAAUCCGUCGAUGGGGUUAAACACUCUAGUCAACGCUGUCAUCACAGACUCAGACAACCACAUUCUACUCCCGCCAAUUCAGUUCCAGAAGAUCAGCAACUUAAAGUGGUACAGGGUUCCCGGAUAUAAUUCCCUCUCACCUGAGCUUGUUCUGCCAUUCUUUACGUCUCCCAGACGGGUCCAUCGGAAACAAGAAUUACGCGUGUGGUACGGUGAAAACUUGGUGAAUUUAAGCGAAGGAGACAACGGAGGAAAAGUGUGCGCUGAUGUCUAUGCUCUCUGUGUG
Molecule: messenger RNA, 3315 nt
Organism: Porites lobata
Lineage: Eukaryota; Metazoa; Cnidaria; Anthozoa; Scleractinia; Poritidae
Source: the annotation of a GenBank genome assembly